GGGAACUUCUGGAGAUGUCUAAGAGCUCAAAAUUUUGAUUCAGGAUGUCCACGUUCAAGAUAUGGCCAUCGCAGGGGUUUUCAGUCACGUGUUAACUUGGUCCCGCCGAAAAGGGACUAGAUGAUCUGCAACGAUGCAGACGUGAGUUGGGGGCGCAUUUUCAGCUUCGGCCACGCCUUUUCGCUGCGUCCUGACGAGACGCCAUGCUCGCUUCCUUCCCAUUCUCAUCGAGCGCUGAUUUUGUGAAGCCCUCAAGCGCCGCUUCUUCUUCCGUGUCAUGACGGAUCUAGAGACUCCAACGGAUGCGAAUCCCUCAUCCACGGCAGGACACGCGCCGGCCCGGGAUCAAUACUCGAUUGCCGACUCAGCCUCAGAUCGACCCAGAAGUCUGGAUGACGAGAGUCACGAUAGCGAAUUUAGUGACAUAAACACCGUUCUCUACAUUCAAGAUCACACCUUCAAACAAUACGUCUUUCCGUGGGAGCGAGCUCAGGAAUGGGCAAACGUUAAAAGCUUUUUGGAAGAGAUCUACGCGCGCAAGCACGAUGGAGAGUAUCUAGACGACAUCCGCAAUGAUCGGUUUGAUGUCUUGACUAGUGACGGCGACGUCAUAUUGCCUCCUGUCUGGGCCGCUGUUAUUCGUCCUGGCUCUGCCGUUCGAAUAACAUUCCCAGCGCAUGAUGUCUCAUCGGAUUUGGGCGGGCGACGCCAUAGUCCUCCUGGUCAUCGUGUAGGAUUCGCCGAUGUAGAUGUGGAUGUGGGAGAUGAUGGAAGCGAACGAUCCCCUUCUCAGCGGCGUUGGUCGAGCAGUAUAGAAUUCUCACCGACUGGCCCGUAUGAGGGAAUUGAGAGUUCUAUAGAGGAUGAGGAGGAGACCACCGAGCCUGCUCCGCCACCAGAGCCUACUCGUGUGGUCAUCGCUCCUACGGAUACGGAAGGAAACAAGCUCUCCUUUAUGGCCAAUACUAGGUGGUUUGGUACUCAUUCAGAAUCGAGCAAAGAAACCGGAAGCAACGGCGAAGAUCUCAAGAAGCCUCCCGAAGGGGGUGCGAUGAACGCCGAAAACCUCAAGAUUACCAAGGCGCUUACGGUUUCAGCGGAGGGUAGAACGACACUACAGGUUCAUACGCUUCCAGGGCCAGAGAACUCUGCUUUUUCCUCUAGUGUUGGCAUUCGAUGGUAUCACACUCGUGCUGAUAAAUUGGAUUGGACGCAAUUCAAGAGUACUUGCUCGAACGUGCCAGGUCUGAGUGAGCGAUCGCAAAAGCUCGUUAUGAGAACGCUACAGAAAGUAGAGAAGGAGAAGCUCAAAGCAUUUCUUGGUGGAAUGUUCAUCGAACCCGGGACGGUAUUGCGCGGCGACGAGAGCGAGCAACCAGAGCCCCUUUGGGUCAUAUUCUCCUGCGUCCCAUAUUUCGACCUUCGAAAACCUUCCAGAACUACCCCUUCCCAAAGUGACCGUCUCCAUCCUCCAAGAACUUUGGUACAGUCAUACUACCCGUAUGAGCCUGUUCAAGAGCGGGACGCAGAGCAAGCGUACAGGAAAUUUGGGAACGAUCGCACCAACAGUCUGAUCCACGUACCAUCAUUGUGGAUGAUGAAUAUUGGAUCCUCUACAGUCGUUACAUGCGGAUAUCGAACACUUGCGAGCGAAUUAGUCAAGUCGAUCGAAGUCGUCCAGGAGGAUCCGAAACAGCUGAAUAUGGACGUAGAUGGAAACACGUCGACUAGUAUUCGGCUGACCGAUCAGAAUGGCCGCGUCCUUCUCUACUCACUCGACGAGUGCAAGACCUUCUUCGAAUUGGAGCAGAGGCUCCGAGAAUUGGGGUGCGUUACGGCAUUUCCUGGCUACGAGCAGAGUCUGCCGUUGGCUUGGAAUAGCCCAUAUGGUGAUAAGAAGGUCACGGCUCGCAAUUGGCUCGAGAUUACCCUGCAACGAGGUCUCCUUUUCGUCAACCUUGCAGUCAUUGAUGAGAACAAGGCCAAAGAGUUGGAUGACGAAAUCCCUGCGGGACGACCCCAGCAUAUCCGGGCAACCACGCUGUCGAAGGACUCGGUCCCACCAUUUUUCCAAUGGCCGGUGAAAUCAAAGACGAUUCCUUUUCCAAAAGAUCCCGUUGCCGCCGAUGACUCGCAGUGUAUACACUGUCUAGACCUCGUCGAGAAAGCAAUAUUGAGCGAGACUCUGCCUGAUUACGACACGACAGGAAUGGUGGACCGUAGUUUUACGUCCACAGAGUACUACGAGGCCCUCCAGGAGGACACCAUCGACCACGUCAACGCCCUCUUCGCCUCGCUGGAGCAAACGCAAGCUACACUAGGAGAAGGCCCAUCGCAGCGUACGUACCACCAGGCUGUCAUCGAAGGCCAAUGCUCCCAAUUUACAGAAAAGGCUGGUAAUUUUGUCAGUGUCGUGCACAAGACAUUCAAGCUUUUCCUAUCGGAUGUGGACCAGAGUACGAUACUACGCAAAGUGUGGGGAGCCAUGGCGAAUAUUGCAUCAAUCAUUAGGACAAUUCAACAGCGCGACAUUUAUAAGCCCGAUCCCGAGGAAUACAAGAACGAUCGAUGGAGGACACCCAUCCGCAAGGGACGCACUUGGUACAUUCGGGCCCACUAUCCGAGAUCGCUGGUAGUUGAUCCUCCCUUGCCGAAGAGUAACGACGCCUUUGCAGAAUUCGUAAAGAAUUGCACGAGAUGUCAAAGCCCAAAACCUUUCCUUGAUCCCAACGAUGCUCUAGCGCAUCUCCGAUCCCACCACCAGCAUAGUGGAAAGGCUGAGUCACUUGACCCGAACACCCGCUCCUACGUAGAUGAUGUGAACCUGAAGGACUGGAUACGCAAUGAGGACGAAUAUCUCCUGGAGACCUCGAAUGCGGGAUGUCUUGCUCUCCUCAAUGAAGCGCUGGCGGCUUCAGGCAGUGUUCUCCGCGAACUAACAGAACUCGUUGAUGGAGUAAAGAAACAGGACGGUAACUUGUCCGAGCUCUAUACCCUUCCACGCCAGCUCCUGGAAACCUUCCGAAGGAUUGUCUUACUCUAUCUUGCUGUUGAAAGAAGUUUACAUUUUAUUCGGGGACUCAUCUCUGAUACGCACCGACGCCACGAGCACGGAGAUCCAUCUUUAAGAGAGGGGCUUCAGGCAUUGGAGCGCUUCAGCGAGAGUAUAAUGACGCCUCUGCGCCAGGCGCGAGCGACCCUGUGCGAGAUGGUGCGUUCCCCUUCACCGAAUUACCCCUGGAAAAGGAUGUCUUUAGGUCCCGAGUACAUAUGUAGCUGGCUCAUGAGGCGCCUGUUGGUCAGACCACUGGGGGACCAGAGCAUGACGGUCGCAGAUAUAUAUCGGGAGUAUCUUUCAACCCUGCAAUUCCAAGUCAAUCACCGGCCAGGAAAACGACUUCUCCGAACCCUAAACCUCCUACAGGAAGAGCUCAUGAUCCUCGCCGAAGUCAACACCUGGCAAACACGAUUAAUCGAAAACUACAUGCGGGUUCUAGAUGACUCUUCCUACGAAAAGGACAUUCCCUUGCGCCGCGCGCUUUUCCCACACGAGCGUCUCCUCUUGAAGUCCAGUCUCGAGUAUUUGGCCUUGACCCGUGAGGAGUACGCGGAUCAAAUCCGCCGCUGCGGCCCGCUAUCCGACAGCACCAAGCAAAGCGCCGAAAUCAACGAAGAGGAUCACGGAAAAGCAAUUCUCAUCUUCACAGUUGUCACCGUCAUCUUUCUUCCUCUCUCUUUCGUGACCUCCUACCUGGGGAUGAACACCUCCGACAUCCGCGACAUGGACAACAAGCAGUCCCUCUUCUGGGCGAUCGCAAUUCCAUUGACAACCAUCACAAUGGGCUCUAUCCUCUUCAUAGCAUACAAUGGCGACGAGCUCCGCGACCGCCUCUCCUCAAUCUACCGCUCGCUGGCCGGAAAACAAAACCGCAGCACCACCGCGCGUGGCAUAUCUGUUGCCCAACGCAAACGCGCAUCCAAGAACCCCUCCGAUUCCUCUUCAACACUAGACUACAAAUCCAUCGCCGAUGAGGCCGAGUUCGCGACCCCAAAACCCGACUUCUGGGACGACGACUACAUGCGCGGCGCCCACGGGUUCCAGCACAGCCUCAUUGAAAGCAGGAUGCGACCGCUGACGAAAAGCGGGCUCGAGGUCACAGCCUACAACGACGACAUUCUCUACGACGAGGACCUUCUCCCCCGGCGACGCCGUGCACGAAAAGACUACAGCAGUGCGAGCGCUCUGCCCCCUCUCCAGAACGUCUACCCAGUCCCGUCGACCGAUCCUGCGAUUUUCGACGCCAGACGUACCACCACACAGACCUAUUCCCUCCCCGUCAACAUCCAGUCCAAAGUGGCGGGCAUAAAACUAGACACGUCCUAUUACCCAUCCCGUCCACAACCAAUACCAAUAUCACUACCACGACCGCCUCCACAUAGACCCUACUACCCCAACCCCUACGCCCGCGGCGCCCCUCCCCCUCCACCCGUCAUCCCAGGCUACAACCCCAACGCUCCUACAUACAUCAAAGUGCACCGCAAGUACCUCGACCCCGAGACGCUUGCUUUCUACCAGCUGCCCUGGGAGUACGAUCGCGUGGAUCCUAAUUACAUCGUCAUAUUGAGGGAAAUGCCCCGAGGGGAGACGGAUGUGCUGUUUGAGCAUACGCGCAAGUUGAGGGAGAAGAGGAGGGAUGGAGGAGCGGUGGGGCUGGGCGGGAGGAAGGGGGAGUAUACGUGGGUGAAGAAGGGGAGGGGGUAUGGGCAUGGAUAUGGGAAGGGGAGGGAGAGAUACGUGUGA
Molecule: messenger RNA, 4801 nt
Organism: Trematosphaeria pertusa
Lineage: Eukaryota; Fungi; Ascomycota; Dothideomycetes; Pleosporales; Trematosphaeriaceae
Exons: 4
Coding region: 278-4801 (1507 amino acids)
Biological process (GO): transmembrane transport; metal ion transport
Cellular component (GO): membrane
Molecular function (GO): metal ion transmembrane transporter activity
Source: RefSeq, a predicted model, not a curated record